This is a messenger RNA of Trichosporon asahii var. asahii CBS 2479, 1014 nucleotides long. RefSeq names its product malate dehydrogenase. Bases 1 to 1014 code for a protein of 337 amino acids. Gene Ontology annotation, biological process: tricarboxylic acid cycle; malate metabolic process. Gene Ontology annotation, molecular function: L-malate dehydrogenase (NAD+) activity. Gene Ontology annotation, cellular component: mitochondrion; cytoplasm. The transcript is spliced from 3 exons. The record is from RefSeq and is a predicted model, not a curated record. Lineage: Eukaryota; Fungi; Basidiomycota; Tremellomycetes; Trichosporonales; Trichosporonaceae.
AUGUUCGCUGCUCGCCGCUCUGCCUCUGUCCUUGCCCGUGGCUUCGCCACCUCGGCCCGUGUCGACUACAAGGCCGCCGUCCUCGGUGCCGCCGGUGGUAUCGGCCAGCCCCUCUCGCUCCUCCUCAAGGAGAACCCCAACGUCACUGAGCUCGCCCUCUACGAUGUCCGCAACGCCCCCGGUGUCGCCGCCGACAUCUCGCACGUCAACACCAACUCGCUCGUCAAGGGCUUCGAGCAGGAGGCUCUCCAGGGUGCUCUUGAGGGUGCCGACGUUGUCAUCAUCCCCGCCGGUGUUCCCCGCAAGCCCGGCAUGACCCGUGACGACCUCUUCAACACCAACGCUUCCAUCGUCCAGGGUCUCGCCGAGGCCGUUGCCAAGUACGCCCCCAAGGCUCUUGUUGGCAUCAUCUCCAACCCCGUCAACUCGACCGUCCCCAUCUUCGCCGAGACCCUCAAGAAGGCCGGUGUCUACGACCCCAAGCGCAUCUUCGGUGUCACCACCCUCGACGUUGUCCGUGCCUCGCGCUUCCUCUCUGAGAUCAAGGGCCUGAACCCCAAGGACGUCAAGGUCCCCGUCGUCGGUGGCCACUCUGGUGUCACCAUUGUUCCCCUCCUCUCGCAGUGCCCCGCCGGCGCCGACGUCCAGGGCGAGCAGUACAAGGCCCUCGUCCACCGCAUCCAGUUCGGUGGUGACGAGGUCGUCCAGGCCAAGGCCGGCACUGGCUCCGCCACCCUCUCGAUGGCUUACGCCGGUGCCCGCUUCGCCGACGCUCUCCUCCGCGGUCUCGCCGGCGAGGCCAACGUCAUUGAGCCCUCGUACGUCGAGUCGCCCCUCUUCCAGAACGAGGGCGUCACCUUCUUCUCGUCCCCCAUCGAGCUCGGCCCCGAGGGUGUCAAGAAGAUCCACCCCAUCGGCAAGGUCUCCGCCGAGGAGGAGGAGCUCAUCAAGGCCGCCCUCCCCGAGCUCAAGAAGAACAUCGAGAAGGGUGUCAACUUUGUUAACAAGGCUUAA